ACACUCCCAUUUGUUUGUAAUUGUCUCACAUCUUGGCUGGCACUGCAUCGUGGCUCUCGCUGCAGUGAAAAUGCAGGCUGGCAGCUUCUCCUUGCAUGAACCCUGACUGUGCACAGUGAGCCUGCCAGAGAGCACAGAGCAGUCAAAGAGAGUCGGCUGCGGGACAAGCAACUAAGUCUCAUUGUAUCCGGGACCAGUGGGAUGUGCCUUACUGAGGGUCUAUAGACUGAGGAAAAACAACAUCCUCGUCUGAUCCUGAGUGUCAGGGAGACAACAGAGAGACCAAAGGAUUAUUCUCUGCUCUGAGCCAGCGUUACAUCUGUGUGUUAUAUGCAUUAAAGCAGAACUGGACGCUAUGGAGCUGCUGUUUUGUGAAGUCGAACCGCUGAGGCUGGACGCAUCGUAUGCAGCUGCCACCCUGAUCUUCUCUGUCCUGCUGGGCGUGUGGUCCUCUCAGGCCCUUGAGAUGUCCGUGGGAAAAAUUCCCUUUCUCGAGGCAGUAAACGGCAGCACCGUCAUGUUGCCUUGUACAUACUCCAGCUGCAUUGGUAUUGAUAAACUUUAUUUCAACUGGCAGUUCAACAACAAUGGCACCAUGGAUAUGAUUUGUGAUUCAACAAUCCCAUCGGAAGGAGUGGAGCCAUACGUGACGAUAUAUAAAGAACGAGUAGAGUUUGUUGGAAAGAAUCAUCACAACAACGUUUCAAUUCUGCUAUGGAACAUCACCUUCGAGGAUGGAGGCUUCUACACUUGCUUCGGACGCAACCCGAAAGAGAGGUCUAAGAACCACAGCGCCAUUUUUCACCUCAUCGUGGUGGAUGAGCUCAGGGUGGUGGACAACACGUUGACCAUUAUCAUAGCCUCAGCAGUAGGUGGAGCAAUUGCAUUCUUGAUGGGCUUCAUGUUGCUCAAGAACUUCACACUUUUUGUUCUCUCCAAGCUCGAGGAGAAAAAUAAGGAGUGCCUUGUAACUUCGUCUGGGAUUGAUAACACAGAGAACGGUCUCUCAGGAUCCAAAGCAGACUCCAAGGCAACGCCAAAAAAGAAAUGAGGAGGUGCAUGAACAAGUACACCACAUGUUUUUAUUUAUUUAUUUAUUUUUAUUUUUACAGAAAAAUUCUACCUGGCAAUUGAAAUAUAUGCGCAUCGAUUACCAAUAAUACAGUUCUUGAAACAUGUACUGUAACAGCAUGACUAGCUAAUGAUAAUGUAAAUUGUACAAAAUAUUUAUUUACAUCUUUAGCAGAAUUACAUCUAACUCUUUUAUUCAGGAUGUGUUUCAUUUUUAAAACAGGGACUUUUUGCAGCUGUGGAAACAUGUGACGGUGGCCAUUUAGAAUUUUCCCUUUGUUCAUUAGCUCACUAUAGGCUCAAAUGUAUUGUUUUGCUGACUUACUGUAAGCCAUGUUUAGCUGAUAUUUGGCUAUGUUUCGGGCUAAUUUAGCUGCUACAUCGGUCUUAUGGAUUUUUUUUACUUUCAUGGUCAACCUUUAAAUUUUUAUUUAAAUUUCAGUAUAUCUGUUAAUUUGUUUGUUUAUAGAUUUAUUUUUAUAUUACGGGUCAAAUUCUAAUGGCAAUAUGCUGAGGGUAUUUUGCCCUAAGCCCUUGCUAAAUACCAAGCCAGGAAAACCCUUAAUGCAUCGUAAAUUCAUGUGCAUCUCAGAGUACAAAGCAAAGUGGCCAUAUUAUUUACAUAGUACAGUCUGGAUAAAAGACCCCCGCACCCGUUAGCUAAAGAGUGUAGAUCGAUAUAUUUCUCUCACAGCAGCCAUCGCGUCAUCACAUUUGUGUCUCUGGUAAACAGUUUAUUUACAUUAAUCAUCAAAAGAAACUAUGCACACUUAUCAAUCUCAAUCUUUUAUUUAUUUGCAAAUGUAUGAAUUAGCAUUGCUAUUGCUUAAUCUUCCCUGAGGUUCAGCUAAUUGUAGAACUCAUUCUAAGCCUUUGACUUUGAAACUCGUCACUUAGUUACCAGGGCCAUCACCCAGAAUGCCAGUUAUUUUCCUGAUUUGUUUUGGCACCAGUUUUGUACUCUCUGAUUCAACUCAUCUGUGGCUUUGGACAGACACUGGGAGGACACAGACAUGGCAGCAGUGACUGGGUUUAUUAUUAGCAAUGUUGACUGUUGUGUUAGUGCAGUCUGUUUUCCCAGCUCCAGAAGAUUUGAUUUAAAAGAAAUUGAUGGUUUCUAAUCUUAAAUGAAGACUUAACCUUCCAAUGCUAUUUAACCUUUAGGUUUGCCUUCAAAAGUGUAUCUGAAACUGCCAAAUAAAUAAUUGGCCUGAUUUUUCAUUCAGCUAAUUACAGAAGCAGAAAACAGCAGUGAAGGCAGCAAAAAAAAACCUCAGCAUGUUGUCUUACCACUGUAUGUCUCUGCAGCACAAAUUCUAUAAUGACUUAUUAGUGUAGAUUAAUUAUAAGUCAUUUUGUAUGUCAUCACUGGAAUCUACACUCGACUGCUUUUCUGCUCCUCUGUCUGCCUGGCCACCAGUAACGAAAUAUACGCACAUGAAAAUACAGUUUUCUGAAAGCAAUAGAAAAUCCCUUCAAAUAAUUUCUACCAGUUUUAGAAAAAAAAAACCUUUGAUGCUUACGCUUUAGGAAAAAGAACUAAUGUAGUUGAGCAUGUAUAAGGACGACUUCAAACACAUUGCUUCAAACAGGCCUAGCAUAAACUUGUGAUGUAAUUACAUCAAUAGAAUCGGCACUAAGGCUAAAUAAUAUUAACUAUAUAUAUAUGUAUAUCACAUUUUAUGCAAUAUUAGCAUAAUUGAACUAAUUGCUAGAGUUAUUAGUUGCACUGGUCUCAGUGUUUUGGCUAUGCAUGGUCCACGUUAUCUUCCAGAGCAAAUAAAGCUGUGUUUUAAAAUUACAAACCAUCAGAAAAAAAUUCACAAUAUAUAUAUACAUAAAUAUAUUUCAAAAUCAAACUAAAAAAGAUACAAAAACAUUCUCAGUUAUCUCUCUCUGAAACAAACUGUCAACCAUUGAAACCUUUUAAAGCCACCUACUACUGGUUGCACUACAAACGAUACACAAAAUGUGACAUUACAUUAUUAAAUAUACAUUACACUGUACUUGCUAGGGAACUACGCAGUUUUGUUUAAUGGCUAUCGUAUUUUAGGUUUGUUAGCAAAGAGCAUGUAGAUUCCCUUUCUUGGCCACUAGGUGAUGCUAAUUCACAUUUAAUGGUCCUGCUCCAUAAAUCAGGUAUACUAGUUGAUUGUCUUUUAAUUUAAUCCCGUGAAUUUGGUCCAGAUUUUACACAUAUAGAAAAUGCACAUCAUUAAAGACACGUAGCAUGUAGUGUGUAAUCAGCACGCUAACAACCAGCAUUUAGCUGCGUUUUAGUGGCACGCUAGCAUGUAGUGGACAAGUGCCUUGCUAGUGGUGCACUAGAACACAGCAUUUACGCCGUUUUUGCCAAAUACUUGCUAAAUAUUUACACGAGUAAAUAUUUUAACUAGAGAAUGUCAAGAUAACUUGCAAACAUACUGUAAGAUGUCCGGAUGCCUUUGAACAGAAAGUAGAAAAGAAAAAGCAUAAGAACCUUGUUGGUGUUCACAGCACCACAUACUUUCUGUGACACUCUUAACGUGAGGAUUCAUUUAAAAUAUUUCUGAGGGUUGUUCAUGAGGGUAUGCAGGUACUAGAGCUUUAAAUAGUAAUAUAUGUUGAAUCCAUUUUGCACAUUGUGUUAGCGAGCGCUAACGCUGUCAGGUCAAAUAUAUUAUUAUAGUUUGGUCGAUAAUCACUGUGUCCUCUGCAUUACUUGCAAUUUGUGUACAUAUGAUCCUUUUACCAUCCCAGUGAAACAAAGGGAUAACAAAUCUAGCUCUAUGUUUGCUUUUAUUUAUUUAUUUUAUUGAGGAAGUAACUCUAAGUUAGCCUUUUUGUUUUUAUGUCUGUCGCAACAAAACAGAUUAACUUUUUUUGUGAUAUCAAUGUUGUAAAAUCAUUUUUUAUUCUUUCUAAUUUACAUAUUUGGUCUGAAGUCAAUGUAUACUCUUGUAGAGUUUACACAGAUUUUUACAAGCCUUAUAUAAGUUGAGGUACAGAUGGUGUGUGGACUGAGCGGCAGCUCCACAUACACCAUACAUCAGUGUAUAUGCGGUGAAGUGAAAACGCGUCAUUUAAAUGCUUCCUUAUCUAAGCUAGGCUAAAGGUGUUUUUUAAUUGAAGAAGCCUUUUAUUACUUCAGUCAAACUGUAGAUAGGUCUAUUUCAUUUCCUACUUCCUGCGUUGAUUCAUUAGCUUGAACCUGUUUAUUACAAGACACCAAUGGUAAGGCAUAUGCAAUAAUUGUAACUGAGCACAUGGGAGAGAGAGCAUGGCCCUAAUGUUUACCCAAAGAGUUUAGAUUUGUAAAUUCUGAGUACACUGUGCUUUUGGUGCAAAGGUAAUUGAUUAUUAACUAUUACUUAUUAUUUACUUGUCAUUUACUACUUACUUUUGUAUCUCAUUAGGGCUUUUACCAACUCCACUGACCUUUCAGGCUCAACAGCAUCUGUGACAAAAACAAUGUCUGUUGGUUUGAAGAGCUGUGAUUAUUUGUUGCAAGGCAACUGUAGAACUUCUAGAAAAGGUGCAUGGAUAUGAAUGAAGCUGCUGUGUUCGAUCAUACCGAACAGUAUACAAAAUGACUAAGUCAUGCUUCACUGUUACCAAUAGAGAUAGGCAUAACGCUCUGUUCUCAACUGCUUAGAAUUUUCCAGCAACUUUUAAAUUCUCUAUAAUCCAAACAUGAAGUCUAAUAAAGGUCUAGAACAAAAGUCGUCAUGUUUCGUUUGUUUGUUUUCUAUGAAAGGCAACAACACAUGCACAGACACACAAUAACACGCACGUAUGAGAAUGUGGUUUGGAAGAUUGAAAAACUAGACUAAAAAAUUAUAAUUAAAAUUAUAUAGGCCAGUGUUAUAGACCAGAAACAAAACCCAUUAAAAUGCUUAUAAGAAAUGGACUGAAUAUUUUCCAUUGCAGUCUUUAUUUAUUUAGCUACAACCUUCGACAUUGUCAAUCCUUCUUCUGACAUGUACGUCAUGUCACAGGCCUUGAUGGACCCUAUGGUCUUGACAUUAACAAAGAAUAGCAAACCAAUCCUUGCAUAAUGUAAAACAAGCACACAAAAAAAACAAAAAAAAACAAAAUCCAAACUCAAAAUGUUAAUGCAUAAGAACAACAUGGCAGGUGUGCAUCUGCAAGAGUUUCACUUCCUCAUCCAUCUGAAAAUAACACGUGCAUGUGGUUUCACACUUUUCUUACACUUCAUGCACUGUUGUCUCUGUGACAUUAGAUUUAGGUUUUUUUUUUGUUUAGUUAUAAUGUACCUCCAGGACUAGAAGCUGAUCCCCAAA
Molecule: messenger RNA, 5354 nt
Organism: Cynoglossus semilaevis (tongue sole)
Lineage: Eukaryota; Metazoa; Chordata; Actinopteri; Pleuronectiformes; Cynoglossidae
Product: sodium channel subunit beta-4-like
Exons: 6
Coding region: 356-1051 (231 amino acids)
Biological process (GO): regulation of sodium ion transmembrane transporter activity; regulation of ventricular cardiac muscle cell membrane repolarization; cardiac muscle cell action potential involved in contraction
Cellular component (GO): voltage-gated sodium channel complex; plasma membrane
Molecular function (GO): transmembrane transporter binding; sodium channel regulator activity
Source: RefSeq, a predicted model, not a curated record